Messenger RNA from Erigeron canadensis, 3533 nucleotides. Its product is annotated as trafficking protein particle complex II-specific subunit 120 homolog. The coding region runs from base 1 to 3498 and encodes 1165 amino acids. The transcript has 10 exons. The record is from RefSeq and is a predicted model, not a curated record. Gene Ontology annotation, cellular component: trans-Golgi network. NCBI's taxonomy places the organism in Eukaryota, Viridiplantae, Streptophyta, Magnoliopsida, Asterales, Asteraceae.
AUGGAACCAGAUGUGAGUAUAGAAACAUGUUCUAUGAUCCGCAUCGCUGUGAUCCCGAUCGGAACGAUCGACCCGACCCAUUUCCGAACCUACAUUUCAAUGCUUGGACGUCACCACAUUAUAGAACUUUCAUCCAUUAGUUCAUUCUAUACAGAAAGCCAUAAAUCACCAUUUUCACAACUACCUUGGGAUACCGGUGGCACCCUUCGUUUUAAAUACGUUAUCGGUGGAUCACCACCGUGUCCGUGGGAGGAUUUCCAUGCUUACAGGAAAAUUCAUGGUGUGAUUGGAAUAUGUCAUUGUCCUUCUUCACCCGAUCUUGAUAGUGUUGCUGUUCAAUUUGGUUUGGCUUGUAAAGAAUUCCCUUCUUCUCUCGUUUCUCGUUGUUUUGCCUUUUCUCCAGCCGAUUCUCAGUUAGAAGGUGAACGUAAUAAAGGGAAUAAACUGGUUUUAUUUCCUCCUUCGAAUCAGCGUGCUCAGGAAUUUCACUUGCAGACAAUGAUGCAAGAUAUUGCUGCUUCACUUCUAAUGGAAUUUGAGAAGUGGGUCGUUGAAGCAGAAUCGGGUCGAACCCUUCUAAAGACACCUUUAGAUUCACAAGCCAGUCUUAGUUCAGAGGAGGCAAUCAAAGCCAAAAAAAGAAAAAAUGCCCGAGCUCAGAAAGCCAUAGGCGAUUAUUGUCUACUUGCUGGAUCACCCCUUGAUGCCACUUCCCAUUAUUCUACUGCUUUAGAACUUACUAGAAUGACUGGUGAUUAUUUCUGGUAUGCUGGCGCGUUGGAAGGUGGUGUUUGUGCUUUUCUGAUGAGUAAAGCUGGGAAAAAGGAUCCAGGCUUACAGAAUGAGGUCAAGUAUCGAUACAAUGGUGUCAUCAUGCAUUAUCGGAAAUCGGUUAUACAAGAAAAUCCUCAAGGGGUCUCGCCUGUCAGUUUUGAAAUUGAAGCUACUUUGAAAUUGGCAAGAUUCAUCUGCAGACCGGAACUGGUUAAUGAAGUAGUUGAGUUGUUGACUAAUGCCUCAGAUGGAGGAAAAUCUUUGAUUGAUAUAAAUGAUAAACUGACGCUAUAUGUUGAGAUAGCUCGAUUAUAUGGAAAUCUUGGUUAUCAAAGAAAAGCCGCCUUUUUCUCCAGACAGGUGGCUCAGUUAUAUCAUCAACAGCAAAGUAAUCUGUCUGCUUCUAGCGCCUUGCAAGUAUUGGCACUCACGACAAAAGUUUACCGUGUUCAAAGUAGAUCUUCCAUUCCUAAACACAAUGUUUUGAAUGAAACUAGUACUGAUGGUGUGAAGAUGCAUAAUGAGUUAGUUGUAUCUCUAUUUGAGUCUCAAUGGAGCACGUUACAAAUGGUUGUACUAAAAGAGAUACUUUUGUCUGCUAUUCGGGCAGGAGAUCCUCUUGCUGCAUGGAGUGCAGCUGCUCGUCUAAUAAGAUCUUAUUAUCCUUUGAUUACACCUCCAGGCCAAAACGGACUUGCAAGUGCCCUUAACAAUUCAGCUGGACGCCUUCCUUCUGGUACUCAUUGCCCGGAUCCCGCUUUACCUUUCAUAAGGUUGCAUUCAUUUCCACUCCAUUCAUUACAAACGGAAAUCAUAAAACGAAAUCCAAAACGAGAAGAUUGGUGGGCGGGAUCAGCUCCAUCAGGACCUUUUAUUUACACACCAUUUAGAAAAAAGGAUUUGAUCUUCCCCACUAAGCAAGAUCUCAUUUGGGUUAUUGGUGAACCAGUCCAGGUAUUGGUGGAAUUAGCAAACCCCUGCGGUUUUGACUUAACAAUCAACAGUAUUUUUCUCUCGGUCCAUUCUGGAAAUUUUGAUGCAUUUCCUGUUAGUCUAACACUUCCAUCUAAUUCUUCCAAAGUACUUAGUUUAUCCGGUGUUCCUACUAAAGAAGGCCCAGUGAGUAUACCUGGAUGCAUCGUCCAUUGUUUUGGUGUUCUUACUGAACAUUCUUUUAAAGAUGUUAACCAUUUACUCCUUGGAGCGGCACAAGGGCUAGUUAUUUGUGACCCUUUCAAUUGUCGUGGGUCGCUAAAGAUGAAGAAUGUUAUUGUUCCAAAUAUUAUGGUAAUACCUCGACUGCCAUUAUUAGUUUCACACAUUGUUGGUGGUGAUAAUGCUAUAAUAUUAUAUGAAGGUGAGAUUCGUGAUCUUUGGAUUAGUUUGUCUAAUGCUGGCACAGCUCCAGUUGAGCAGGCACAUAUCUCAUUGUCAGGGAAAAAUCAAGAUUCUGUUGUAUCAGUUGGUUAUGAAACUUUGGAAUCAGCUCUGCCAUUAAAGCCUGGUGCUCAAAUUAUUAUCCCUGUCACCUUGAAAGCAUGGCAAGUUGGGUUGGAUCCUGAUACCGCGAGUAGGAGCAUAUCUAUAAGUGCAAUUAGUCAAGUUAAAGAUGGAAGCAGCCCUGUCUUAUCUAUAUAUUAUGCAGGGCCUACUGAAAACAGUGGAGAGCUACCAGAAGAUGGUGGUAUAGUGCCCCCGGGUCGCUGCCUAGUCACUCCCUUAAACAUCUGUGUAUUGCAAGGGCUAUCUUUUAUGAAAGCUCGCUUGCUGUCAAUGGAAAUUCCCGCCCUUGUUGGAGAAAACUCUGAAAAUGUAUUGGAUACCCAUAUUGGUAGGUUGAUGAAAAUUGAUCCUAACAGGGGAAGUUGGGGCCUAAAGUUUCUUGAAUUCGAGUUACAUAAUCCUACUGAUGUCGUGUUUGAGGUCAGUGUUUCUGUCCAGCUGGAGAAUACAAAUAACAAGAAGCCAUCUGAAUUCACUUACCCUAAAACAAGGAUAGACCGAGAUUAUACUUCAAGAGUACUCAUACCAUUGGAGCACUUUAAAUUACCUAUACUUGAUGGUUCCGUUUUAAUUAAUAACAAUUCACAAUUAAAUGGAGGUGUUAGAACAAAAGCAGAAGUUAGUGCUUCUAUUAAAGACUUGAUUGCCAAGAUCAAGGUGAGGUGGCAUUCGGGGCGAAACAGCUCUGGAGAAUUGCAUAUCAAGGAUGCCACACAAGCAGCACUUCAAACAUCUAUAAUGGACGUCUUGCUACCGGAUCCUUUAACUUUUGGUUUCAGACUUGCUAAAAGUCGUUCACGAGAAGUUGAUAAAGAAUUCAUAACAAAAGUUGAUUCUCCAACAAUUAAAGGUUCUAUAUUGGCUAAUGACAUGACUCCCAUGGAAGUUUUGGUUCGAAAUAACACAAAGGAUUCUAUUAACAUGAGUCUUAGCAUUACAUGUCGGGAUGUUGCAGGUGAAAACUGCAUUGACGGGAAAAAUCCUACAGUACUAUGGGCCGGCACAUUGAUUGGUGUGAUGGUGGAAAUUCCUCCACUUGAGGAAGUGAAACAUUCAUUCUCUCUUUAUUUCAUGGUUCCGGGUGAAUACACAUUGUUAGCUGCGGCGGUAAUAGAUGACCCAAAUGACAUUCUCAGAGCUCGUGCACGUUGUACUUCACCUGGUGAGCCAAUCGUCUGCCGAGGGCCUCCUUAUCAUGUUCGUGUACAUGGUAUUGUCUAAGGUCUAUCUAUCACCAAUUCACCGAGUCAUGUAUA